UUAACAACAAUUUUUGAUAUGAAAAAAUAUAUCAUUCAGUAUAAAAAUUUAACACAAGCAUUAAGCUUAGGUAUUAAACUUGAAAAAAUUCAUACAGUACUGAAAUUUAAACAAUCUCCGUGGUUAAAAAAAUUUGUUGAUUUAAAUACGAAUUUACGGAAAGCUAGUAAAAAUGAAUUCGAAAAAAACUUUUACAAACUUAUGAAUAACUCAGUAUUUGGUAAAACAAUGGAAAACGUACGAAAAUAUAGAGACGUUAAAUUAGUAACGAAAUGGACAGGAAGAUAUGGUGCUAAUUUUUACAUUUCUAAACCAAAUUUCCAUAGUUGUACUAUAUUCAAUGAAAAUAUGAUUAUAAUAGAGAUGGAACGAUUAAAUAUUAAAUUUAAUAAACCAAUUUACGUAGGAUUUUGUAUUCUUGACAUUUCGAAAACUGUACUGUAUGACUUUCAUUAUAAUUACAUUCAAAAUAAAUUUUCUAAUUCUGCUAAACUUCUCUAUACUGAUACAGAUUCACUCAUAUAUCAAUUCUUUGUCGAUGAUAUAUACCAUCACAUAAAAUGUGAUUUACAUAAAUUUGAUACAUCAGACUUUUCACAAGAUAAUGAAUACAAUAUACCUUUAACGAAUAAAAAAGUAAUGGGUUUAAUGAAAGAUGAAAACAAUGGUAAAAUCUUUUCUGAAUUCAUUGGACUCAGAUCGAAAAUGUAUGCAAUCAGACUUUUUAACAAAGAAAAUAAUAAUACAGAUAUUACGAAGAAAAUUAAAGGAAUAACAAAGGCAACAAUUAGAGGAAUCACUUUUGAUGAUUAUUAUAAAUGUUUAUUCUAUAAUCAAAUCAUAGAGGCCAAUCAAAAUUUAAUUAUUUCUAAAAAACAUAACGUCUAUACAGUCAAACAAAGAAAGGUCGCACUUAGCCCAUAUGAUGACAAGAGAAUAAUAAAUACUUUAACAACGGAUACGUAUCCAUGGGGAUAUAAAUAACGUUUAAAAUAGACUGUUUUAAAUAU
This is a messenger RNA of Agrilus planipennis (emerald ash borer), 1010 nucleotides long. RefSeq lists its product as uncharacterized. The record is from RefSeq and is a predicted model, not a curated record. Bases 19 to 984 code for a protein of 321 amino acids. NCBI's taxonomy places the organism in Eukaryota, Metazoa, Arthropoda, Insecta, Coleoptera, Buprestidae. The transcript is spliced from 2 exons.